UUUUCAGUCUUACCAACCCCAAACUUUCGACUGCUGUUGUAUGAUACAACUGAACAUUCAACAAUUUUGGUCACUGAGCAUGGACGUUAAUUACCCACAAAAAUGAGCCAUUGAUAAAGUGACAUAAUAUAGAGAGUUUUGUUAAGUUAGGUCAAGCCUACUGUCGUUAUGCUGAGAGUGCUUAAUGCUGAACUCUAUUGAGAACAGGUUUAAAGGCUGUGAAUGCCUUCUGCUGAGGCAGGCCAUCUCACUGGCAUCUCUUUGCAGGGCCGCUUUCCUUUGUGUCACCCUACAAUGGUGGCACGAGAGCGCAACUGUCGCCCAAUACUCAUUGUUCAUCAGCCAAUGGGAGCAGUCCAAAUAGAAGACUGUAGCAUUUUGUGUAUGUAUGUGUAUGUAUGCAGGUGUGUUUGUGUGUAGGUGUUUGUGCACGUAAAAGGAGUGUGUUCACACGUUGUCUUUUUCUUCUAACCCUGGUUUCUACUCCCUGACCGCAUGAAAGUUGCGUCAUUUAGCAAGAGAGCCAAUCAGACAUCAGCUCUUUGAAUUUAUGCCAGGGAUUUUUGGCUUGCAAGACUUAAGUUGUGGUGGCAAAAGCCAGUGUUUUCAAUCCCUAAAAAAAACACUGUCCCAGAGAGUCAAGAUGCCCUAUACGCCGUCUGGUUUCUUUUGCGACCGGUUAAUCCGGGAGAGAGAGAGAAGGGAUGGUGAAGGGUCCCUGAGCAAACCCCUCCGUUUCAGCGACCAGGACUACAACACCCUCAAGCAGGAGUAUCUCCAGAAAAAGACCCUUUUUGAGGAUGAAACCUUCCCUGCCACUGUGGACUCCCUUGGCUACAAAGAGCUGGGCCACAAGUCUAACAAAGUCAAGAACAUCAUCUGGAAGCGUCCCAAGGAGAUAUGUGAAAACCCACAGUUCAUUGUCGGAGGCGCUAGCAGGACAGAUAUCUGCCAGGGAGACCUGGGAGACUGCUGGUUGCUUGCUGCCAUUGCGUGUCUGACUCUAAACGACAAGCUGCUAUAUCGAGUUAUACCUCAAGAUCAGAGCUUCUCUGAAGGCUAUGCCGGAAUUUUCCAUUUCCAGUUCUGGCGUUAUGGUGACUGGGUGGAUGUUGUUGUUGAUGACCGCAUUCCCACCUUCAACAACCAGCUGGUGUUCACCAAGUCAGCUGAAAGGAAUGAAUUCUGGAGUGCUCUUCUGGAAAAAGCUUAUGCUAAGCUUCAUGGUUCCUAUGAGGCUCUUAAGGGUGGAAACACUGCAGAGGGAAUGGAGGACUUCACCGGUGGAGUGACUGAAUUCUAUGAGAUGAAGGAGGCACCUAAAGAGCUGUAUAAGAUCAUGAAGAAAGCUCUGGAGAGAGGCUCCCUCAUGGGCUGCUCCAUUGAUUCCCUGGUUCCAGCCCGCUUUGAAACUCGUACCACAACAGGUCUUGUGAAGGGUCAUGCCUACUCUGUUACUGCUGUAGAGGAGUGUAAACAGUCUCAGCAGAAGGAGUCUAAAGUGCGUCUGGUGCGUCUGCGUAACCCCUGGGGUCAGGUUGAAUGGAACGGACCUUGGAGUGAUAAUUCAAAAGAGUGGGAAACCAUCUCAAAAACUGAAAAAGAGAAACUCCAGCAUCAGAAUGCUGAAGAUGGAGAAUUCUGGAUGUCAUUUGAGGAUUUUAAGAAAAAUUACACUAAAAUAGAGAUUUGCAACCUGACCCCUGAUGCUCUGGAGGAUGACAAGUUACACAAAUGGACGGUGUCUGUUAAUGAGGGACGCUGGGUAAGAGGAUGCUCUGCUGGAGGAUGCAGGAAUUAUCCAGACACAUUCUGGACAAAUCCACAAUACCGCCUGCGUCUCCUGGAGGAAGAUGAUGACCCGGAGGAUAAUGAAGUAGCUUGCACUUUUGUUGUUGCUCUAAUGCAGAAAAACAGACGUAGAGAACGCAAGUUGGGUGCAAAUCUCUUCACUAUCGGAUUUUCCAUCUAUGAGGUGCCAAAGGAGAUGCAUGGAAACAAGCAGCACAUGCAGAAGGAGUUCUUCAUGUCUAACUCCUCUAAAGCCCGUUCCAGAGCUUACAUUAACCUGCGAGAGGUGACCCAGCGUUUCCGUCUGAGUCCUGGGGAGUAUGUCAUCAUUCCCUCCACCUACGAGCCCCACCAGGAAGGCGACUUCAUCCUCCGUGUCUUCUCUGAAAAGAGAAAUACCUCUGAGGAGAUAGAGAACAGGAUUGAAGCUGAUCAUCCAGUGCCGGCUCCAGCUUCAACUGGGGAAGAGAGUGAGGAGGAUCAGCAGUUCCUGUCCAUUUUCCAGCAGAUCGCGGGGGACGUGAGUACUGGGGAGCCACUGAGCGCUGGGGGGAGUCAAAUGGAGAUCUCAGCCAAUGAACUCAAAGAUGUCUUGAACAAGGUGGUGUCUAAAUACAAGGACAUACACACUGAAGGCUUCAGUCGAGAGAGCUGUAGAAGCAUGAUCGCCCUCAUGGAUAUGGAUGGAACCGGAAGACUUAACCUGCAAGAGUUUAGACACUUGUGGAACAAAAUCAAACAUUGGCAGGAAAUCUUUAAGCGCUAUGACUUUGAUCAUAUUGGCACUAUCAGCAGCUAUGAGAUGAGAAACGCCAUCAAUGAUGCAGUCACGUGUUUUGUGUCCCACUCAGGGUUCCGUCUGAAUAACCAGCUGUAUGACAUCGUCAUCAUACGCUAUGCCAAUGAAAACAUGAACGUCGACUUUGACAGUUUUGUUAGCUGUCUUGUGCGACUGGAGGGGAUGUUCAGAGCAUUCCAUGCCUUUGAUCAAUGUGGAGAUGGCACUAUCAGACUUAAUGUACUGGAGUGGCUCCAGCUAACCAUGUAUGCCUAGACCAGCUACAGAUCCAGGCGAGCCCAGACUCGGCAAGGACCAGAACUACCAGCUCUUACCUCAACACUCAAUGUGCCAGACUACUGUUACCUCUUUCUCUGUACCUCAGCCCACAUUGAACACCAGCUCUAGAAACUUUACAUGAUUACUCCUCUUUAUUUCAGUUUUAUAAGGGAGGGUAAGAUGGGUGAAAUGAGUAAUAGUGUUAUAGACAGAUGUCACUUUUUUAGUCAGAUUGCGGAGGAAACGUUUUCAGGGGCGUUGUGCGCAAGCGACUUUUGAGGCACGUCAUUGUCUAAAUUUUAGCAAGGUUUCUGGUUUUCUGUCGUAAUUUGUUCCUCAAAGUCAUCAUGAACAUUUAGUUUGUCUACACUGGUGCUACAGACAGUAUUUUUCUUUUACCUCAACCAGCCUCAAAAGAUGCUUAUCACGAUGCUGCGAUUUCUCUUUGCCAUAUGCUAAUGGACCUAAUAUAUAACUGAUUAUCUAAUAUUAUAUAAAACUAUAACACUAGAUUCAGACAAGAACAAGCAGAUUUGGAUAUACACUGCCUGAAAAAAAGGUCGCUGUUUGGACUUAAAUAGGCAAAUGCUUAAGAGUCUAGCAAGUUAUAUAUUUGUCAACAGUUCUUCUAACCCUAAGUGAUGGAGUGUGUAGCUUUUCAUUUCUUAAACAACCCUGUAGAAAGACACAUCAUGACCAUAUACCAGGAUGACAAAGGCAAAAUUCAUCAGGCUCAAAUUGUGAAAGAAUGGUUCAGAGAGCAUGAAGAAUAAUUUUCACACAUGAAUUGGCACCUCUGAGUCCAGACCUUAAAUUUAUUGAGUCUUUAGAAUGUGCUGGAGGAGACUUUACAGAGUGCUCACCUCUUGUAUUGUCAAUACAAUAUCUUGCCCAAAAAUUGAUGUGCCUCUUGGUGGAAAUAACAUCACACCAACACCCUGACGGAAGGCAAAAUCAGCCGCAAUGCGUAGGUGUGCAGACUGUGUACGUGUCACCUUUUUUAAUAUUUUGCCAUGAUGAAAUAAAGGCUUUAAAAAAAUAAAUAAAAAAAAAGUAUUUCUAUAUGAUUCGAGUGCCUUGGACCAUUCUUAAUUUAACAUCACAUUUAUUUCCAUCAAGAAGUACAUCAAUUUUUUGGUCAAGAUAUUGUAUUCUUCAUGCUCCCUCCCCCUUCUUUUACAAUUUGAGCCUGAUGAAUCUUGACAUUGUCAUCCUGGAAUAUGGCCAUGAUGUGUCUUUCUACAUGGUUGUUUAAGAAAUGAAAAGCUACACACUCCAUCAAUUAGGGUUAGAAGAACUGUUGGCAAACAUAUAACAUGCUAGAAACAUAAUUACAGCAAUAAUGAUCCAGUCAUAGAUUAAGCAUUUGCCUAUUUAUAUCCAAACAGUGGCUGGGCAGUGUAUAAUUCUUGACAAUUUUGUGUAUUGAGUACACAGUGCCUUACAAGUGAUGAGGAAGAAUUACUUCAAAUCCAAUCUGACCAUUCACACUGAAAUGCAAUCCAGAUUUGAUUCCAAUUUCACACCACAUAUGGAUGUGGUUCAGAUUAGGUUUGUGAACAUUGGGUUUCAUGUGAGCUCAGACUACAAAAAACAAACUUUUUGGAUACGCCAACAAAUCAGACUUUGUCUGAACAAAGUCUCAUCUUGAUGGUUGCCUUAGCAUUACUUGUUUCUCUUCUCAUAUCCUUUUUGCUAUGUGACAUUUGCUUCUCAGACACAUGGAAACUCUUCAUCAUACUACCACUCUCUCUGAUUCAUUCUUAAAUAAUGUCUUUCCAUAUUUACCCAGAUGUACUCUUACAUUCAUCCCAUCUUCACAUUUUGUUCCCAUUUGGUAAUAUCAAAAUCCAUUAAAAACACAAAGCAGGGCCAUGUAGAUGGUGUCUAUUGUUUCAAAUCCUGGUUGUUUAUGGAGACAUUUUUGUUUUGCAAGUUAACAUAAUAGGAAUUGAAAAACAUGAAGAACCAGGUGAGGAAAAAUCAUCACCAAAAACCACUGGAGGAGAAUCAUCAGGGAACAUCUCAGAACUCAUGAUGGAUGGCAGCAUUCAGGGUCUUUAUUUCAUUAUUGUGGGCAAAGACAUGGGUCGAACCUAGGCUUUUUCUUGUUUUUGUGCUUGACCCCCAUUUUACCAUUUGUUCAAAUGAGUGUACUGACUUCACCCGUUUAACAAAAUAAAUAAUUGUGUAGUUCUUGGUUGAAGUGCCUUCCCAAGAAAGAAAAA
This is a messenger RNA of Ctenopharyngodon idella (grass carp), 5076 nucleotides long. RefSeq names its product calpain 3a, (p94) (gene capn3a). Gene Ontology annotation, molecular function: calcium ion binding; calcium-dependent cysteine-type endopeptidase activity. Gene Ontology annotation, cellular component: cytoplasm. The transcript has 21 exons. The record is from RefSeq and is a predicted model, not a curated record. NCBI's taxonomy places the organism in Eukaryota, Metazoa, Chordata, Actinopteri, Cypriniformes, Xenocyprididae. Gene Ontology annotation, biological process: proteolysis; negative regulation of apoptotic process. The coding region runs from base 551 to 2845 and encodes 764 amino acids.